Sinocyclocheilus rhinocerous is the source of this 804-nucleotide messenger RNA. RefSeq lists its product as uncharacterized. NCBI's taxonomy places the organism in Eukaryota, Metazoa, Chordata, Actinopteri, Cypriniformes, Cyprinidae. The coding region runs from base 1 to 804 and encodes 267 amino acids. Gene Ontology annotation, biological process: response to bacterium. The transcript is spliced from 6 exons. The record is from RefSeq and is a predicted model, not a curated record.
AUGACGCAGACCCUCAGCAGUGUCAGUUAUUCACAAUCAUUCACUGAGAUGGAGAGGCCAAGACUUGCUUUGAUCGCACUCAUGUUUUUCCUGUUUUAUCAGAAAAUAAUCUAUGGAGAAGAAGUGGAGAUGAAAGUCAAACCAGGAGACAACAUCACUCUCUUUUGUGAUCGCUCUGUAACUCUUGGUUCCAGCAUUGUAUGGAUAAGAAACUGUUCUCAUGAAAAUCAACCCUCUUUCAUAAUAGAUUUUAGGAAACUGGACGUGGAGAUAUUUCAGCGAUUCAGCUUUAUCCACAACCUCUAUAAUAAUUCUUACGAUCUACAUAUUACUAACAUCAGUGUAUCUGACCUGGGACUGUACUACUGUGCAAAACUAGAGAUAAAGGUAAAUGAAGAUGGAAAAGGCAUCAUCUCCUCUUCAGAAGUGUACUAUUAUGGAAACCAAACAAUUCGUCUUUCUCUGGGAGUGACUUCCUGUUCUGGACCCCUGAACACCACCUCCACCCCACCUCCUGUAUCAGACUGUCUGCUCUGCUGGACGCUACUGUUCAGUGUGUGUCCAGUGUGUUGUCUCUUCUCCUCCAUCUGUGUAUUCUGCCUCUGUUGUAGGAAAGCUACAGAUUCUGCAACUGAUCAAAAACACAAGCUGAAAGGUAGAAAUAUUAUUGAGGAGAAUGAUGAUAGCGAGGUGUGUUAUGCAUCUGUGGACUUGAUGACCAGGAGACAAAACCGACACAAGAAUACACAAGUGCCCAGUUCAGAUAUCACUACUUACGCUCCUGUCAGAACAGAAACUGAAUAG